Molecule: messenger RNA, 735 nt
Organism: Aplysia californica (California sea hare)
Lineage: Eukaryota; Metazoa; Mollusca; Gastropoda; Aplysiida; Aplysiidae
Product: gastric triacylglycerol lipase
Exons: 6
Coding region: 1-735 (244 amino acids)
Biological process (GO): lipid metabolic process
Source: RefSeq, a predicted model, not a curated record
AUGGCGUAUCUGAUGAGGGUCAUGAGACAGCUGUCUACUGAGAGUAUAGGCAAUGUCUCUGAGGACCUGGUCAGCUCACCUAUGAGCUUUAUACGAACGUUCAAUAAGGAUGAAACUGAUGAAGCGGAUGUAGGAUACGUCCUCUUGUUUUCACAGACAGAGCUGAUCACAAGCAAAGGUUUCCCUUGCGAGAGUUACUACGUACUCACAGAGGAUGGCUAUAUCCUGAACAUACUGAGAAUUCCGCAUGGAAGGAACAAUUCUGAUGCACAAUCAGCGUCCCGACCUGUGGUGGUUCUACAGCACGGUCUCCUGGGAAGCUGCACCAACUUCCUGACCAACCCGGUCAAUGAGAGCCUGGCAUACCUGCUGGCAGACGCCGGGGCUGACGUCUGGUUGGGCAACAGUCGCGGUAACAUCUACUCUACCAACCACACACAUCUAAGCCCCAGCACAAGGGAGUUCUGGAACUUUAGUUGGGACGAAAUGGCCACUUUCGACCUCCCAGCCACGAUCAACUUCGUCCGGGACAAAAGUGGCGCUGACAAGGUGUAUUAUGUAGGUCACUCUCAAGGCACAACGAUAGCAUUCUCGCGGCUCUCUGAAGACCAAGAACUGGCCUCACACAUCAAACACUUUAUCGCCCUGGCCCCGGUUGCACGCGUUGGGUACGCACCUACUCCACUCAGAAAACUUGCACCUUACGCAGACCAAAUAAAAGUGCCGCAAGACUGA